AGUUAGUUUUCUCAUUAUUUAACAUUCAUUUUAACACCGUUGUGAGUCUCUCUUUGUUUCUCUCUUUCCGUUGUUCUCUUCUCCUCAGAUCCAUACAACAACCGUUUCUCUCUUUCUCACAGAUUUCCUCUAAAAUUCUAUUUCACCAAUUGAGCUGGUUCUUGUUUCAAAGUUUAAGCUUUUUGAGUUUUUGGUGGUGGGUUUUGAGAGAGAGUGAAGAAUUUGAAGUGGGGGUGUUGAUGGUUGUUGAAAAGAAGAUAACUUUGAAGCAGAGAGUGAGAAGGAAAUAGAUUUGGUGGAGGUUGUUGAGCAAAUGCAGUUGUUUUUUUUAUAAUUAUUAUCUUAAAGGAGAAAUAAAAAUAAAGCCUUUGUUUUUGUUUAAAACAAUAGAUAAAAAGAGAACAAGUUCUUUUCUUGUUUGUGUUUAUUGUUUUGUGGUGGGUUUUGAAAAUCUAGAAGACUCAACAGGAUCAUCCAAAGAAGGACUUAAAAGAGAUGGAAUUUUUCACUGAGUACGGGGAUGCCAAUAGAUACAAGAUUCUAGAAGUUAUUGGAAAGGGAAGCUAUGGAGUUGUUUGUGCUGCAAUUGACACUCAUACUGGAGAAAAAGUGGCAAUAAAGAAAAUCAAUAAUGUUUUUGAGCAUAUUUCUGAUGCUAUUCGAAUCUUGAGAGAAGUAAAGUUACUUAGGCUUUUACGGCAUCCUGAUAUCGUUGAGAUUAAGAGAAUCAUGCUGCCACCCUCAAAGAGAGAAUUUAAAGACAUAUUUGUUGUUUUUGAGCUUAUGGAAUCUGAUCUUCACCAAGUCAUCAAAGCUAAUGAUGACUUGACAAGGGAACACCAUCAGUUCUUUCUUUAUCAGAUGUUACGAGCACUGAAAUAUAUGCAUACAGCAAAUAUGUACCACAGAGAUCUUAAACCAAAGAAUAUUUUGGCAAAUGCAAAUUGCAAACUUAAAGUAUGUGACUUUGGGCUGGCAAGAGUAGCAUUUAGUGAUACACCAACCACUGUUUUCUGGACGGAUUAUGUUGCUACGAGAUGGUAUAGAGCUCCAGAGCUGUGUGGAUCUUUCUUUUCAAAGUAUACACGAGCAAUUGAUAUUUGGAGCAUCGGCUGCAUCUUUGCUGAGGUAUUGACAGGGAAGCCACUGUUUCCGGGUAAAAGCGUUGUUCAUCAAUUAGAUUUGAUCACUGAUCUUCUUGGGACACCUUCAUUAGAAACCAUUUCUAGAGUACGAAAUGACAAGGCAAGAAAAUACUUGACAGAAAUGAGGAAAAAACAGCCUGUGCCAUUUGCACAGAAAUUUCCAAAUGCAGAUCCUUUGGCACACAGGUUACUGCAAAGGCUACUAGCAUUUGAUCCAAAAGAUCGACCAACUGCUGAAGAGGCAUUAGCUGACCCUUACUUUAAGGGCCUAGCCAAAGUUGAGAGAGAACCUUCCUCUCAGCCAAUCAUGAAGUUGGAGUUUGAGUUUGAAAGGCGAAGGGUAACAAAGGAAGAUGUUCGGGAACUGCUAUACCGUGAAAUACUGGAAUACCAUCCACAGCUACUCAAAGACUACAUGAACGGAAAUGAAAGCACUAAUUUUCUCUAUCCUAGUGCCAUAGGUCAUUUUAGAAAGCAGUUUGCAUACCUCGAGGAAAACAGUGGUAGAAGUGCACCAGUGAUACCUCUAGAGAGGAAGCAUGUCUCCCUUCCACGGUCUACUGUUCACUCGAACACAAUCCCUCGUAAUAUGCAAUCAAAUUCAACCUCAUUUGACAACAGGCAAGUUACAGAAGAUGAUUCUAAAAAUUUAAGAGUACAGGAUACGAGUUUUGAAAAUCCAGCAAAGGUUGCAAGGCCCCCACCUCGAAUGCCAUCAGCAAAGCCAGGGAGAGUUGUGGGAUCAGUUGUACCGUAUGAGAAUGGCAGAAAUGUCAAAGAUCUCUAUGGUACAAGGAUGUUUUGUAGAAAUGCUGUUCUUCCUCCCCAAACCAGCUCUCCACACUGCUUCUUGAGGACUAACACAUUGAUCCAAGAGAAGUCUAUUUCGGAGACUGGAAAAGAUUCACAAACCAAACAGCAACCUCCUAAAUGUAACGUGGCGGCCAAGCCAUCCUCUGGGAUGGCCAUGGACGUGAACACCAACCCAUAUUACCAACCACAAUCUAGGGUGGAGCAGUUAAAUGAAAGAAUUGCCAUUGAUGCAAAACUGCUCCAGGCACAAUCCCAGUUUGGUCCAGUUGGUCCUGCUGCUGUAGCUGCUCAGAGGAAUGUGGGCACUGUUCAUUAUGGAUUAACAUAGUCAGUCUUAUUUGAGAUAAAUCCUUUACACCCUCGCGAUAAGACAAGUAUCAAGAUUAUGCAAUGGAUUUAGGUCUAGAUUCGAGGUGGGGUAGCUGGUCUUUCUAGAAUGAUAGGUUUCAGGGGUUUAGUCAACUUCCUGUAUAUUCAUGCUGUGUAAUUAGAUAUCUAAUGUAAUUCAAUUCGUUGAUCAGAAUAAAAUUCCACUCAGCAUUUCAUGGAA
Messenger RNA from Populus nigra (black poplar), 2508 nucleotides. Its product is annotated as mitogen-activated protein kinase 19-like. Gene Ontology annotation, cellular component: cytoplasm; nucleus. Gene Ontology annotation, biological process: protein phosphorylation; intracellular signal transduction. The transcript is spliced from 10 exons. NCBI's taxonomy places the organism in Eukaryota, Viridiplantae, Streptophyta, Magnoliopsida, Malpighiales, Salicaceae. Bases 496 to 2286 code for a protein of 596 amino acids. The record is from RefSeq and is a predicted model, not a curated record. Gene Ontology annotation, molecular function: ATP binding; MAP kinase activity.